Meloidogyne enterolobii is the source of this 714-nucleotide messenger RNA. The record is from the annotation of a GenBank genome assembly. Lineage: Eukaryota; Metazoa; Nematoda; Chromadorea; Rhabditida; Meloidogynidae.
AUGAAGGUGGAUGUAAACAAACUUGUCAAAAACUUUUUGGAUUAUUUUCUGCCUGGAAAAUGUUUUGAUGAAUUUUUGGCUUUUAACUUUUUUGAAGGUAAUUGUCUUCCUCUUUUAAUAAGUCGACUCCUUGGUGUUGGAAUAACUGUUGGCUCUUGUUUAUUAUUUGUGCCCCAAAUUUUGAAAAUAUACCAAGCAAAAUCUGCUGAAGGAAUUUCUCUGGCUUCACAACUUUUUGGACUUGUUUCAUGUUUUCAAUGGGGCGAUUCUUUCUUUGUUGGUUUACAAACAGUUUUAAUAAUAAUGCAAAUUUUGUAUUAUUCUAAUUCUGGUGCCUUCAAUGCUUUCCUUUUUGGAUUAUUCUAUUUUGCUGGUGUGCUGUCUGUUGUUUACCAUUUUGUGCCUAUUAAAAUUUUGAAUGCUUUUCAAACAGCAACACUGCCAAUUACUUUUAUUUCAAAGGCUAUUCAAAUUUAUGCAAAUUAUUCCCAAAAAGGAACUGGACAACUUUCUUUAAUUUCUGUCUUUAUGCAAUUUGCUGGAUGUUGUGCUAGAGUUUUUACAAGUAUUCAAGAAACAAAUAAAGAUUGGUUAAUUUUGGCCCCAUUUAUUUUGGCUUCAAUUUUGAAUGGAAUUAUUUUUGUUCAAAUGAUUUGGUAUUCUCGUUCAACUACAAAACUUGAGGAAGAAAUGAAGAAGAAGAAAAUUCGUUAA